AUGAAGAGAGAAGUACCUACCACGAUCGACUCAACUGAUCUCAUCCUCGAGAUACUCUCGAGAACGUCAGCGAAAUCGAUUUCAAGGUUUCGUCGCUCCUCCAAAUUCUGGGCGUCAAUACUUCGCCAUCAAUAUUUCACCGAGUUGUUCCUAACCAGAUCAUCCACUCGACCACGUCUCUUAGUCUCCCUUGAAAAAUCCGGUGACUUAAUCUUCUGCUCAUCUCCUCAGUUUCAGAAUCCUGAAGAUUCAUCUCUUGUAUUAACCGCUGAGUUUAAUAUAAGUUUCCCUGCAGAUUGGUGCUUACAAAAUUGUUGUGCAGUCUCUGGAUUGAUCUAUUGCCCUAAUUCACCAAAAUCAGUUGAUAGAUUACCUGUGAUAUGUAAACCUAGCACAGGACAACAAGUUAGUUUACCAAAAGCGAAAAAGACGAAGGAAUUUGUGCAUAACUUUUUCGGGUAUGAUCCGAUUCUUAAACAAUUGAAGGUAAUGGUCAUGAGCCGUGAUAAAGACGUCGUAGCCAGUGGAGGUCGCCGAGUAGUAGGUUCCGUUGUGGUGAUAGCUUGCUUUGAUUUUAGGUCUGAGAAGAAAUUCAGUUUGAUUCCGGAAGUUAAUGGUGUUACACUUUGGUCAAGGCCUAGUGUUUUGGUUAAUUUCAAAGAGGAUGUCAAGAAAGCGGAAUUCUCGAAACGUGUCUACAAUUUGCCGGAAUUGUGGGAGAAUCGAAAUGUUAAUGCCUCAGUUUCUGUUGCUGGAGUGACUUCUACGGGUGAAAUUGUUUUGUCGAUGGAGUAUACAUCUAACCCGUUUUAUGUUUUCUACUAUAAUCUUGAUAGCUACACUCUUCACAGAGUUGAAAUACAAGGAAUUGAAGCGUUUGGGAGUUAUAGAGUUCGCGCCUUUGUAGACCAUGUUGAAGAUUUAAAAUUUCUAACAUCGAGCUAG
Arabidopsis lyrata subsp. lyrata is the source of this 945-nucleotide messenger RNA. Its product is annotated as F-box protein DOR. The transcript is spliced from 3 exons. Gene Ontology annotation, molecular function: protein binding. NCBI's taxonomy places the organism in Eukaryota, Viridiplantae, Streptophyta, Magnoliopsida, Brassicales, Brassicaceae. The record is from RefSeq and is a predicted model, not a curated record. The coding region runs from base 1 to 945 and encodes 314 amino acids.